This is a messenger RNA of Lymnaea stagnalis (great pond snail), 1152 nucleotides long. The record is from the annotation of a GenBank genome assembly. Lineage: Eukaryota; Metazoa; Mollusca; Gastropoda; Lymnaeidae.
AACAUCCUGGCAUUGGUCAUAUUCUGGAAGACCGGUCUCAAUGACGGCAUCUCCGUGUGCUUCUUCUCACUGACCAUUUCCGACCUGCUCUGCCUCGUCACGUUUCUCUCCGCUACACUUCUCGGCAUCCUGGACCUCAACUUUAACGUCAAGCCGUACGUCAGCCUGUACUGGGUCAGCUACAUGGUUCCGUUCUACGCUGUAAUGUUCUACAACAUUUCAACCGUCACCACCAUAUUCCUCGCCAUACAGAAGUGUUGCUGUGUUGUGAUGCCGCUCAAGUUCAAGGACACUUUCUCAAGAGGACGUUCUUUGGCCAUCAACUUAUGCGCCUAUUGUGGAGUAAUGAUCACAUUUAUUCCAUUCACCAUAAGUGCCUUGCCAUUCCAACCAACCUAUGACACGUCAACUAAUUCUACUCGACUCGUAUUUUACUUUUCAAAAUUCUUUUUGACGGAAAUAUUUCCCGUUCUGAAAGCGAUUACUUACAUAUCGAUACCAAUAAUUUCAGAAAUAGUCGUUCUUUUUUGCACAAUUUUACUGACCAUAAGACUCCGACAGUCCUUAAAAUUUCGAAGAUCAGUAGCCGGGCGAUGCGUGAUUAAGAAAGGGGAUUUUCACACCAGAGAAGAGAAUGGACGUAUAAGCUCAUCAAAGUCUACCCAGGAUCGACCCCGUCAAACUUCAUUGCUAUCAAACGUUCAGAGUCGUACCGGAAGUAUAAAUUUUAGGACGAAACCCGAAGAGCAAUAUGGUUUCUCGGAGCAUCAGAAGCGACGACCGUCAGACAAGAACUUAAAAGCUUUCAAAAGUGACACGCAACCAAGGUCAGACAAGAACUUAACAACUUUCGAAACGGACAAGCAGCCAAGGUCAGAAAAAAACGUCCCAGCUUCCAAAAACGAGCUCCGCGUGACCCAGGCCGUUAACGUGGUGGCCACGAUCUUUGUUCUGUCCAACAGCCCAGAUGUUGUCGUUUUCUUCGCCAGUCUCGUGGUGCCCGAGUUUUCUGGCUUCGGACAGUAUCGCCACACGUACACGCUCUGCUUAGUGCUACAAGACUUGUUACACAUCGUCAACAUGUCUGUUAACAUAUUCGUUUAUUUGAAGUUUAAUUCAAGAUUUCGUAAAAAAUUUCUGUCAACUUUCGGC